Molecule: messenger RNA, 3317 nt
Organism: Nilaparvata lugens (brown planthopper)
Lineage: Eukaryota; Metazoa; Arthropoda; Insecta; Hemiptera; Delphacidae
Gene: Loxl2
Product: lysyl oxidase homolog 3
Exons: 9
Coding region: 159-1667 (502 amino acids)
Biological process (GO): peptidyl-lysine oxidation
Cellular component (GO): membrane
Molecular function (GO): protein-lysine 6-oxidase activity; copper ion binding
Source: RefSeq, a predicted model, not a curated record
UCAUUUGAGCCUCUUCAGACGGCAAGCAACAUAGUGAAACCACAAGUGCCAUUACCCCACGACACUCACUCAGUGCUUUCUUGACACUUGUAGCUGUAGCCAGCAACACAACACACCACCUCCAUUCUGGAUUACUAUUAUCACCAAAUCAGAUAACAAUGCAUUUCUUCUGGAUCAACAAUGUUCUACUCACUUUGAUGAUCCUGAACUUCUUAGAAGUAAUGAGUAUGGGUAAUUCGACCCCUUAUGAUCAAAAAGCUAAUUUUUUGAAGAAAUACUACAAGAAGCACCACAAAUACGAAGGAGAACUUCAGCUAGUAGACGGUGACAGUAGAAAUGAAGGAACUGUUGAAAUAUUUCAUUUUGGACGAUGGGGCAACGUAUGCGAUGACGAAUUCGAUGAGAGGGAAGCUGAUGUAGUGUGCCGGCAAUUGGGCUUCAGCCGAGCGACACGGUUCACUCACAAUGCACAUUUCGGAUUGGCAAGAAGAAAAUACUGGAUGGAUAACAUCUACUGCACAGGCAGUGAGAAGAGAUUGGCUGAAUGCAGAUUCGACGGGUGGGGCUCCAGCGACUGUUCCCCUUCUGAGGCAGCUGGAGUCAUCUGCGAAGAUCCUCAACAAGAAAUCAAUAGUCAGUCAAAAUCGGCCAUACAGAGUUAUGGCGCAAAAACUUCAAAUCGGAUAAACGAUAUUUAUGGCGGAAGAAUGCAAGUUCGACUAGCAGGCGGUCGUGUAUACAGCGAAGGGCGCGUUGAAAUACGGCAUAGUGGAAUGGAUUGGGGUGCGAUUUGCGGCGACGGCUGGAGCCUGUUGGAGGCGAGCGUGGUGUGCCGGCAAUUGGGCCUGGGCUACGCACAAGACGCCCUGCAGACCGACUUCUUUGGCGGCAACCGGUCGGCCAUCUCCGUGGCGGGUGUCACGUGUCAAGGCAGCGAGGCCAGUCUCGAGCACUGCACCUUCCAGCAGCACAAUCGCCAGCUCAGGUGUCCUGGCCACACUCACAACAUCGCUGCUGUCGUCUGCACUAAUGCCAUGGCAGAUUUGGUGAUCGACCACUACGAGAUAGAGCGCACAGCGCACCUGGAGGACAAACGCCUGUACCAGCUGCAGUGCGCCAUGGAAGAGAACUGCUUAGCAUCCACCGCCUACCAGCUCAGGCGCCAGAACCACAACUGGUUCCACCACACCAGGCGUUUGCUCAAGUUUACGGCGCGCAUCCACAACUCGGGAACGGCCGACUUCAGACCUGCCGUACCCAAGCACCUCUGGCAGUUCCACCAGUGUCAUAUGCACUACCACAGUAUGGAGGUGUUUGCGACAUUCGACAUACUGGACAGAUAUGGACGCCGGGUGGCCGACGGACAUAAGGCCUCCUUCUGCCUGGAGGACAACCAAUGCAUGCCGGGCGUCAGGCCCAACUACGCAUGCGCCAACUACGGCGACCAAGGCAUAUCGGUCAACUGCUCCGAUGUGUAUCGAUACAACAUCGACUGCCAGUGGGUCGACAUCACCGAGCUGAAGCCUGGUUACUAUACAUUCAAGGUAUCCAUCAAUCCCGAAUUCAAAGUUCCGGAAAUGAGAUUCGACAACAAUGCAGCAGUAUGCAAGAUGUAUUACUCGGGCUCAUCAAUCAACAUCAAUGAUUGUAACAUUCAGCGGCCAUGAAAUUGCACAUUGACAAGAUUUCUGAUAACAUCGAAAAUUACCAUUUCUAAUGUAUUUUGACGUGAUCCUAGCCUUGAAUCUGUUUGUAUAUGGUAGUCCUUGAUUAAGACUUGGUGUUUAACUACAGAUUCUGAUGAGUAAGUCAGACGUAUUAACUUGAUAUUAUAGUCCUACCAGAAAUUGGUCGGAGAUUCAAAAUUUGUAUUACUAAGACAACAUGAUUGAUAUGAAAAUGAUAAUUUUAUCUAAUCGAUUAUGUAUCCAUACAGGAUUUUAUAGAAUUAUCAAUAUCUAUGGACUGAAUAAUUGUUCAGCCUAUCAUCCAACUUUUGAUAUUCGUCAAUAUCCAAGCAUUUACUACGCAUUUAAUAGUGAUUCAGUUGUAUAUCCAUUUUAUUCCCUACAUCAGUGAUCUAAUGGGAAGAAAUAUGCCUGAUACAAUAUUACAGUAGCAUUAAAUAAUUGGAUAUUAAAUGCUUCUAUAAAUUAUUAUGUAUUAUUAAUUUUGUAAUACUAAGCUACAUUUUGUAAUAUAUAACUACUGUCAAUAAUAAUAAUUAUUUCAAUAUAGCCUGAGUUAAUGAUAGUUGUUUGAAAUGAAUAAUAAAUGUCAUCUUCAGAGUUGUAUUAAUGAUGCCUUUAACUUCCCAUAUAUGGGUUUCCUUUACCAAAAAUGUACCUAUAUCAUUUACUUGUUUAUUAAUCCUUUGUCAUUAAAGAGUAUGUAACGCAUGCGACUGUAUUUAAACAAUUUUUGUUAUAAAAUAAGAAUCAUGCGCUUCUCUCACUCUUAUGAUAUUAUAUUCAAUGUAACUGAACUGAUGAGAAUUAGCGCUAGCAUAUUGGUGGGAAAAUAUUGAAUUCCAAUGCAAGCCUUGAAAUUAUGAAAACUCUUCUUCUCUCAGAAACCUAGCCAUUUAUGAGAAAUGAUAAAUAUAAAGUUGAGAUUCAAAAUAUUUUGAAGUCGUUUCUCGCAAAAACUCCACCAAAAGAGCAUUGAAAGUAUGCGGAUUUGUUCUUUUUCCAUACCGCAUAACGAAUCAACAUACAUAUGCUCAGAUCAGAACAAUUAUUCAUGUGCUUUGAAUGUUGCCUUGAAGAGAGAAGAGUCAUUAUGACAUGACAACAAUAAGCUGAUUGAUACAUAUGAAAUGUAGUUUGGAAAGUAAGAAGGAGCUGUGAGAUUAAUGACUCCUUGCGUGGUGAAGAUAUUGUAAGAUUCAUCAAAUCAGGUAGAGUACAGUGGAUUGGGCACUUGUCUAGAAUGCAUGUGGACAGAAUAUCCAAACGUCUGUGGCGAGAAAAUUUAUCAACAGACGUAGGAAGGGUAGACGACCGAGGAAUAUGUGGAUUGAUGACGUAGAGAAAGAUUUGCGGAUCCUGGGGGUGCGUAAUUGGAAGAUGCAGGCAGAUGAUCUAAUUGUAUGGAGAGGCUUAGUAAAGGAGGCCAUGGGUCACAUCGGCCUGUAAACCUAGGUGUAAAGUAUGGUCACCAUUAGGUUUUGGCUCUAUUUCUUCAUGCUAUUUCUAAUAGGGAAUACCAAACUUUAGGAAGCAAACGGGUGAUUCUCAUUGAACUUGAUCUCAUUAACCCAAAUAUUUCUGCGAUGGAGGCUGUAGAAUAAAUAAAACGUUCAAAUAGAGUGAAAA